CCUCCUCCACUCCAGACGUAUGCGCAUCUGGCUUCGUGGAGCAACAACCAUUCGGCGGUGCAAGUGCUACUCCUGCUCCUUCCCACUAGCGGUAGUGCCCGUCGUCUCGCCGCCGCCUCCUCUCCCUCCGGGCUCCCGCCGCCGGACCGCGUCGUCAGCGAUGGCCGAGGCACACAGCGGGCGGCGCGUGGGGAUGGUAGGCGACGUCCGGGACGCGCCGGAGGGCCACGAGAACGACCUCGAGGCCAUCGAGCUCGCGCGCUUCGCCGUCGACGAGCACAACAGCAAGACCAACGCGAUGCUGGAGUUCGAGAGGCUGGUGAAGGUGAGGCACCAGGUGGUGGCCGGGACCAUGCACCACUUCACCGUCCAGGUGAAGGAGGCCGGCGGCGGCAAGAAGCUGUACGAGGCCAAGGUGUGGGAGAAGGUGUGGGAGAACUUCAAGCAGCUGCAGAGCUUCCAGCCGGUCGGGGACGCCGCGGUCGCCUGAGGUAGUGAAGGUAUCAUCUUCCAGUGCCAUGAUGAUGUGUUUUUUCCCUCGAGGCUCACAAGCUUUUGGCUGGGGGCUGGAGCACAACAAUGAAAGAAUUUAGCCGUCGGACAUGGAAUACAUCCCCCACUGGAAAAGUAUAUAUAUGAUAUGAUGAAUAAACCAGCAUCUUACCACAUGUAUUGUACGCUGUAUGAAAUAUUGACUCCUGUAAUGGAAUGAGCUGUGCUAAGAAAUCUAAAAGCCUUCUUGCUUUUCAUGUUGCCA
Molecule: messenger RNA, 757 nt
Organism: Sorghum bicolor (sorghum)
Lineage: Eukaryota; Viridiplantae; Streptophyta; Magnoliopsida; Poales; Poaceae
Product: cysteine proteinase inhibitor
Exons: 3
Coding region: 20-490 (156 amino acids)
Molecular function (GO): cysteine-type endopeptidase inhibitor activity
Source: RefSeq, a predicted model, not a curated record